AUGGAACAAACAUUUAUGACGAUUCACAACCUCAGCCCAGAUGCCAACAUUCUAUUUGCGUCCGAGUCCAUCGUCGAUAUUUUAGGCUACCAACUGGCCGAGGUGCAGGGCAAGUCAUGCUUUGACUUCUUUCACCCCGAAGAGGUACCUUCUGCACGCUCCGUCCUCAGCCGGGGCGUGCUCCUGGACAAGGCUGCAGUGCUUCAUUAUGCCCGCAUAUUGUCCCGUGAUGGGCGCUGGGUUGGCUGCGAGUGCUGCUUCACCGUUGUCCAUGACGUAUUGGUGGCCUCCAUAAGCAUCUACCGGCGAAACGCAAAGAGCGAGACUAGGACGAGCCAUUGA
This is a messenger RNA of Sporothrix brasiliensis 5110, 342 nucleotides long. RefSeq lists its product as uncharacterized. The record is from RefSeq and is a predicted model, not a curated record. The coding region runs from base 1 to 342 and encodes 113 amino acids. NCBI's taxonomy places the organism in Eukaryota, Fungi, Ascomycota, Sordariomycetes, Ophiostomatales, Ophiostomataceae. Gene Ontology annotation, molecular function: protein binding. The transcript has 3 exons.